AUGGCUCAGCAAUACUCCCAAGGACCUAAUGUCCAGAACCAGGAAUGGCAGAGCAACCUUUGCAACUGCUCGCCCUGCGACUCUUGCAUGCUCAGCACUUUCUGUCCCUGCAUUCUGUUGGGUAAAACUGCCGACCGUAUGAGAGACCCUACAAUGCAAACUGCCGAUACCUGCAACAGCGAUACUCUUAUUUUCACUGCCAUCCAAUGUGUUACCGGCUGUGGCUGGAUUUACUCCAUGAUGAAGCGUGGAGAGAUCCGUGAGCGAUUCGGCAUCAAGGGUAGUGGCAUGAGCGACUGCUGCGUUAGUUACUGGUGUCUUUGCUGCGCUCUCAUCCAGCAAGACAACGAGGUCAAGGCUCGUCUCUCACAUGGCCCUAUCAUGCAGGGCUACCAGGCUCAGAAGGAGGGCAUGCAUAUGCCAACUGCCCAGCCUCAGCAGCAGUACCAGGACCAGAAGCCCAACCCUCAGCAGCAGACUCCUCAACCUGAUUAUCAGCUCCCUCAGCAUCAAAAUCAGCACCAACAAGGAUACCAGUCUCCCCAGCAAGGAUAUCAGUCUCCUCAGCCUCAAGGAUCCUUCCCUCCACCUCAGCAGACUUACAACCCUCACCAGCCUCAGCCCCAGUAUUAA
This is a messenger RNA of Fusarium venenatum, 633 nucleotides long. Its product is annotated as PLAC8 family-domain-containing protein. NCBI's taxonomy places the organism in Eukaryota, Fungi, Ascomycota, Sordariomycetes, Hypocreales, Nectriaceae. The record is from RefSeq and is a predicted model, not a curated record.